AUAAGUGGAGGGUAUUUCGUGUCGCGCCGGAGUGUGUCGCGUCAGCCGCAGCGCAUUAUUUAGCCUGCGGGGACGGAUAGCUCUUCAUCAUCUGUUUAAAUAACCAAUUAUCACAAUGGGCGAAGGAAAGGAUUUGGAAUGCGGUGAUCCUGGUAUCACAAGGCGGCAGUCGGUGAAGCUACCGAUGCUGCCCAAAGCCUUAACCCUCGAAGAGAAGAAAUAUCUUUUAGCCGUGGAACGGGGGGACUUGGCGAAUGUAAGAAGAAUGAUACAAAAAGCGCAUCGCAAGAAACACAUAGAUAUUAAUUGCGUGGAUGCUCUGGGCCGUGGCGCCUUGACCCUGGCUAUCGAUGGUGAGAAUUUGGAGAUGGUGGAAUUGUUGGUAGUCAUGGGCGUGGCUACGAGGGAUGCUCUAUUACAGGCUAUCAAUGCUGAAUUUGUGGAGGCUGUGGAACUAUUGCUUGAACAUGAGGAAUUAAUACAUAAGCACCCCGAGCCUUAUAGUUGGCAAAAAGUAGAUUCAAACACAGCCACGUUUACGCCGGAUAUAACGCCUCUGAUGUUGGCGGCUCAUAAGAACAAUUAUGAAAUCAUUAAGAUUCUACUUGAUCGGGGCGCUACGUUGCCUGAUCCUCAUGAUAUAAGAUGUGGCUGUGAUGAAUGUAUUAGGGACACAAAUGAAGAUUCUCUGCGUCACUCUAUGGCUCGUCUAAACGCUUACAGAGCCUUGGCCUCACCAUCUCUUAUUGCUCUGUCUGCUACAGACCCCAUACUAACAGCUUUCCAACUGUCUUGGGAGUUAAGGAAUUUGGCCUUUGCUGAACAGGAAAGUAAAGCCGAAUAUCUAGAACUUCGUCGUAAAGCGCAAAAGUUUGCUGUUGAUCUCCUGGACCAGUCUCGUAGCACGCAGGAACUGGCCAUAAUCUUGAACCAUGAUCCAGAAGAGCCGCCAUUCGAGGAGGGAGAACAUAUGAAACUAGCAAGAUUGGAAUUGGCUAUUGACUUUAAGCAGAAAAAGUUUGUCGCUCACCCGAACAUUCAACAGCUGUUAGCCACCAUUUGGUACGAAGGUGUACCAGGUUUCCGCAGGAAGAGUACCUUAGAGAAGAUUAUGAUCAUUAUACGAGUGGCAUUAUUAUUUCCCUUCUAUUGCUGCACGUAUAUGAUUGCUCCGAACUGUUCUACUGGAAAAUUGAUGAGAAAACCUUUCAUGAAGUUCUUGAUCCAUGCCUCGAGUUAUUUAUUCUUUUUAUUGAUUUUAAUUCUUGUAUCACAAAGAGCAGAAGUUAAGAUAAUUCAGAUGUUUGGUCCGGAUUGGAUGAUCAAUAACUUGGAGAAAGAAUUAUUGAAGCAGAGGGGCAAUGGACCAACUUAUUUGGAGAUGCUCAUUUGCAUUUAUGUUUUGGGUUUUAUAUGGGAAGAGACCCACGAAAUAUAUGUCCAAGGUAUACGUUGCUAUCUCCGGAACAUGUGGAACUUUAUCGACUUCACCCGAAAUUCCCUUUACGUAGCAGUCGCGGUGUUACGUUUCGCUGCAUACAUACAGCAAAGCGCAGAAAUACAAAGAGAUCCUCAAACAAAGUACAUCCCAAGAGAGGACUGGGAUGCCUUCGACCCGCAGCUGAUCGCGGAGGGGCUGUUUGCAGCGGCGAAUAUAUUUAGUGCCCUUAAGCUGGUUCAUCUGUUCUCCAUUAACCCACACUUGGGACCGCUGCAAAUAUCGCUAGGACGCAUGGUUAUAGACAUCGUAAAGUUCUUCUUCAUUUACAGUUUGGUUCUCUUCGCAUUUGCUUGUGGUCUGAACCAAUUACUAUGGUAUUUUGCUGAUUUGGAAAAACGCAAGUGUUAUGUUUUACCCGGCGGACUGCCUGACUGGGAUAAUGCGGGUGAUUCGUGUAUGAAGUGGCGAAGCUUCGGGAACGUCUUCGAAGCAUCUCAGUCACUCUUUUGGGCUUCCUUCGGAAUGGUUGGUCUUGAAAACUUCGAGUUGGCAGGAAUCAAGAGUUACACUCGUUUCUGGGGUCUCCUCAUGUUCGGAUCGUACUCCGUGAUCAAUGUUAUUGUUUUGUUAAACUUACUCAUCGCCAUGAUGUCUAAUUCCUAUGCGAUGAUCGAUCAACAUUCGGAUGUUGAAUGGAAAUUCGCACGAACCCGCCUCUGGAUGAGCUACUUUGAAGAAAGUUCUACUCUGCCACCUCCCUUUAACAUUUUCCCGACACCAAAAAUUAUUAUGAAGCUUUUUGGCAAGAAUAAAAAGGACGAGUCAAAGAAAUUGGAGGAACAGAAAGAAAAAGACGACGUGCGAUACACGGCAGUAAUGCGUGCUCUCGUAUGGCGUUAUGUCUCAGCUAUGCACAGACGAAUGGACGAUGAUCCAGUUACAGAAGACGACAUCAAUGAGCUGAAAGGAGAUGUAUCCGCUUUGAGAUAUGAGCUUCUAGAAGUAUUUGAGAAGAAUGGAAUGGAUGUUUCGUUCACUGACAGGAAAGAAAAGACCGUUCUUGCAAAACGCAUGAAAGUAUGGGAACGUCGAUUAAUGAAAGAUUUCCAAGUGACUCCGGUGUCAGUGGAGGAUGAUGGGAAGCCUGUGCAUGAGGACAGCCUCGCCAGGUUCAGGAGGAUCGCUAAGAUGGCUGCAGCUGCUGCUUCUGGCUCCAAGUGGGAUCAGACACUGGCCGCGACUGGGAUAUCGUCUCAAAUCGGUCGCUGUCGUACUCGACAAUCGGUCAAGAAACAGCAAAACUUGCAGCGCGCGAUCGAAGAAGCUAGGAAGUUGGUCAUGCAUUCACCCAUGCCCGGUUCAAGGGCAGCGUCUCCAGUAGAAAUGCCAGUGACUCCUGGUCACACCAUCUUAGAGCUCAUCAAGGAUAUCUCCACUGAAAUUAAGGAACAGCAUUAUUCCAGUACAAGUAUGCCCAGAUCUCCGUGGAGAGGAGAGCCAGGUCCAAGUGGUGUACUACCUAAAGUAAGACUUCUGACUCCGAAUGGCAUUCAAAGCAGGUCUCUCUCUCCCAUUCCUAGAGGAUCCAGCCCUACUCCUUCCAAGAUAUCUACUACAAGUGUGUCUCAAGAUCGCAGCCUGAGUCCAGUGCCAAGGCCUGUUAGCCCCAGUGGAAGUGACAGAUGUCAACCAGAGCCAAGUCCUCUGAAAGCUCAGCGUAUUUCUGGUAGCGGGUCGCCGCCACGGGUGGUGAAAAAGAAGCCCCCUGCGCCGCCUCAGCAACCAACAGACAAUAUACGAGAUGCGAGAUGCAAUGACAGAGCAUCUGAUGCCAUAGCCGUCGCUCGACCAGUCGCUCUUGACAUAAAACCCGUUAAAGACGCAUUACCACCACCACCGCCGUAUACUAAGUCUAAGCCUACAACGGAAGUAGGUCCAGGUGCACCGUCAAGCAAGCAUCCAGUUGCAAAGCCAAGGUCCAGAUCUUCGUCCCCAGGACCCACUCAGAUGGCGAAAACACCUGACACUUCACGUCUGCUUACAUCGACUAGCACGGAACUGCUCAUCCCUCCAUCCCCAGACGUUCUCCCUCCAGGGAAGAAGAUUAAUGACGUCAAUACAAUCAAGCGGCAACCAAAAACUGGUUGGCUAUAGAACAUUCUAGAAGGUUAUAAGAUUUCUAAAAUGUACAACAAUAUUAUUUUUGCUGCCAUAAUAUUGAGUUAGAUAGGUCUUGUUUAGAAGUAUUUUUGUUGUUUUAUUUUAUUGUCUGUGAAAACACCGUAAAUUUAAUGAGACCAGGUCUGUAUAUUUUUUUUUUAUAAUGUAUAAGGCAAGCAUGCAUAAUGCUUUUGCUCUAUAGUCAAUUAUUUUAUAAUAAAGUUCUAUCUAAAAACAAAAUCCGUCAUUCAGAUUUAGUUUAUAGGAAACAGCUAUUAAAUUAAAGAGAAAAAAAAACAUCAAAGAUGUAAACAAAAAAACAUAUUUUCAUUUUUAAACUGUUUAUAUAAAUGUGCUAUUUACUUUUUAAUCUGUGCCACAGUGGUGCGAUUGAAAAUAGUUCUAAGAACUCUUAUAACUUACAUAUUUUUUUUAUAUCAAUAAUAAACAAAAAAAAAAAAACAAAAAUGACACAGAUAAAAAAAACAUUAUGAUUAAUGAAAUAAAGCAGAUGAGAUAGUUUCGAGGCAAUAUAUAUAUCGAUAGAUUUCUUGGCUUUGCGAAAUAACCAUAAUUCCUUACUAAUAAAAGUUGUUUAACCAUUGUAUAUACAGUAUAUAGGUGACGUUGCCUUGCUGUGUACUUGCAUCUAUUUAUUAAGCUUUGUAUUUAUUUGUUAACCUCACAUUUAGUUACUGAAACACUGAUGAAAGAAAAAUGAAUUAAUUUGGUUGAAAGCAGUGGCAUGAUGACGUUAUAAUUGACAUUGGUCAUUGGUUGACCAAUGAGAUUAGAUUGUGUAUUUAUAUUAUAGCCAAUUAGGCGUUAUCCUUGACUGACGUUUCAGUGACUAAAGGUUAAAUUUGUUUUAAGCCGUAAGUAUAUUAAAAGCAUUAAUGUGUAUUUUAUAUGCAUUUUUUUUAAUUGUUUAAAUUUGUUUUAUUUUUAUUAUUUAUAAAUAGUUGUAAUUUUCUAUAUAUUAUCUGUACAAGAUGUGUAAAAUAAUAAAGAUGAAGGGAAUAGAAUGAAAUUCGAAACAUGCUCUGAAGAGGUUGACGAGGUCGAAUACGAUCUGUGACCGAUAAAACAUUUGCUACAAGAUAUAGGUACGGCUUCAUGGUCAUUGUUAUUUUUAAUAUAAUUGAAUAAGAAAUAGGAGUUGUUUGUUUGUCUAUUAUUACAACUAACGUUAUAAAUUCACCGACCGAUUUAUAACCCGACCGACAUAUUGUAAUCACCGCUAAAAGAUUCAAAAAUUAUAAUUAUUGUUAAAAUAUAUAGUAAUUUUA
Molecule: messenger RNA, 4890 nt
Organism: Vanessa atalanta (red admiral)
Lineage: Eukaryota; Metazoa; Arthropoda; Insecta; Lepidoptera; Nymphalidae
Gene: trpl
Product: transient-receptor-potential-like protein
Exons: 24
Coding region: 116-3595 (1159 amino acids)
Biological process (GO): calcium ion transmembrane transport; manganese ion transport; regulation of cytosolic calcium ion concentration
Cellular component (GO): membrane; cation channel complex
Molecular function (GO): store-operated calcium channel activity; protein binding; inositol 1,4,5 trisphosphate binding
Source: RefSeq, a predicted model, not a curated record